Molecule: messenger RNA, 1101 nt
Organism: Vigna umbellata (rice bean)
Lineage: Eukaryota; Viridiplantae; Streptophyta; Magnoliopsida; Fabales; Fabaceae
Source: RefSeq, a predicted model, not a curated record
AUUCUCUUCUUCUCACAUUUUUCUCUUACAUUCUCUCUUUUUCGCUCUCUCUCUUUUCCUUUUCUUUCAUCUUCUCUAUUCUCUCUCUACCUCAUCUCUUAUUUUGUUUUUAUUAAAUCUUGAUAAUUGCCAGAUUCCGGCCACAAGUUUCUCUCGUCCCUGUCUCUCUCUCCCAUCACAUCGUCUUCACCAUAGCGUGCCCCAUCAGUUUUGUAUCAAUUUACCCUUUUACCCCUCUUUUCCAAAUUUACCUUUUUACCCCUCAUUUUUCACCCGAACAUAGAUAAAUAAUUACCGUUGUUUUUUUUUAUUGUUUGAAAAACAAAACUAUUUGUCAGUUUUGUUUUGAGGGUGGUUUGGUAGUGACGUGGCAUGCGGAUAGAGAGCCAUGAAUACCAAAACGAUGCGUCUUCCCCCUCGUCGUGUAUUGACACCUACCAAUAAGCGCAAAGAGAGAGAUGACCCGUUUGACAAGCCCAAGCCCAUACCCGCACCACCCACCACCAAAAUACUCAAGCCCGAUAAGCCCGUCGACCCGAUCAUCGCCACCAACAAAGCCGUCUUGUCGCAGCCCAAGCCCUCUAACCAACUCUUAGCGGGCUACCUGGCCCACGAAUUCCUCACCAAGGGCACCCUUCUGGGCCAGCCUUGGGCCCCACCAAAAGGAAAGUCGACGGAGGACGGCGGCGACGAAGCAGAACCCACGGCGGCUCCGCCGCCGUACCAGCGGACGGAGGAGGAGCGGGAAAGGUACGCCGAGGUGGCGAGUUUAUUAAAGGGUGGUGGGACCCAGCUCCCCGGCGUGGUGAACCCCACCCAACUCGCCCGUUUCUUGCACUUGUGAUCUAACGCUAGAAAACCACUGGGAGAGUCCUAUCGGACACGUGGAACGAUCGCAUUUGCUCUCCCUCGUUUUGCUCCUCCCGAGACAAAACGAAACCGGGUAGAGAAAUUUCUCCUCCCUCGCUCUCUUUUUUUUUUUUUCUUGUUUUUUUAAUCUGAGAGAUGGAAAAGGAAAAUUUUCUGAUGCAUGCAAGUUGUAUGUAUGUCAUCCUCUUGAUGUAUGCAUUUUCAUGCAAAGUACAUGCUUUUAGUUUCAAC